GAAUGCCAAACUGGGGAGGCGGCAACAAGUGUGGUUCCUGCGGCAGGACUGUGUACCAUGCAGAAGAGGUUCAGUGUGAUGGAAGAAGCUUUCACAGAUGCUGCUUUCUUUGUAUGGUCUGCCGGAAGAAUUUAGACAGUACAACAGUAGCCAUCCAUGAUGAAGAGGUGUACUGCAAGUCUUGUUAUGGAAAGAAGUAUGGUCCAAAAGGAUAUGGGUAUGGCCAAGGAGCAGGCACGCUCAACAUGGACAGAGGUGAAAGGCUGGGAAUCAAGCGUGACAAUGUACCUUCUCAUCGACCAACAACAAGUCCAAAUACUUCAAAAUUUGCCCAGAAAUUUGGAGGAGCAGAGAAAUGUUCUAGAUGUGGCGAUUCUGUGUAUGCAGCUGAGAAAGUAAUAGGAGCUGGAAAGCCUUGGCACAAAAACUGUUUUCGAUGUGCUAAGUGUGGAAAAAGCCUUGAAUCAACAACUCUGACAGAGAAGGAGGGUGAAAUCUAUUGCAAAGGUUGUUAUGCAAAGAACUUUGGUCCCAAAGGAUUUGGUUAUGGCCAGGGAGCUGGUGCUCUUGUUCAUGCCCAAUGAAUCAUUGAUACCAUUGCACUGGAAUGGUUCUAUAGUUACAAGAUACAACUUAAAAGCUACUAAUCACUGUGAAACUGAUACUAAUACCUGAUACUAUUGCUUUGUCUUAAAGUGGGGGUGGGGAAUACUUAAGGAUCUGUAUUGGCCUUGUAAAUAGCCCAUGCAAGCCACAUGCUGGCACUGGGUAGUGCAUCCACAGAGCUGGUGUCUCAAGGAGGUUCCAGCUUAGUGUAUUCCUGGUUUGGGCUGUCAUGCAACUUCUGCUAUUAGGAAGAUGCAAGAGAGGCAAAGCUCUGAGCUGUGCGAUCUUGAGUACUCCCCAGAGCUGUGGAACCCAGUCAGGUGCUCCUCUUUUUAACCUCCCCUUCAUGACUGAGGUGAUGGAGAGGUCCAAGGUAAGGGCAUAUUCCUGCCAGAAUGAUUCAUGGGCUGGUGAUUCCCCACCGUCUUCAACUGUUGUACAUUUCUAAGCCUUAAAGCGCAUUCUUUCAUGCACUGUCAAUUGAUUUUAAUAAAGCUUUGUAUUUAGAAGAUGGUGUGUUGAAAAGUCUCCAGGGAAAACUGCUCAGUUUUCACUGCUUACUAGCUGCAGCUGUAUAUUGCUUUCCCUAAGGUAUCUGAAGUGCGGUAUGAGAGUUCUUGUUGCCCAAACAACAAUUUUGUGAUGUCAUGGGAAAAAUUGUGUAACAAUCUAUUAAUCCAGUCUAGCCUGGUAUGUUAUUGGGGGUUCACAAUGUAUAAGUCCCAAAACGGGUUUUUUUUGUUUUUUUGUUUCUUUCCCUGGUGAGAGGCACACAACUUCGACAAUAGAUGUGAGAUGCCUAAUUUCCUUAUAGGGAUAUAACUUGGUUGCAGCAAAAACUACAUCAUCAUGUGUAGUUGAUACAUGUAUCUAUACGAGCAAGUGUGUGUCCAGCAAGAAGAUACAUGCUUUGCACAGAUGUAACUUGAAACACCUUUUUGGCAUUAAAUGCAUCUAUCCCAAGAUUAAAGAAUGAAAACAGUAGCAUUUUCUGCUUAAUGUUUGGUUCUGGCAGCCUGAGGUGAAUUGACUGAUUAGCCUAAGAAUCUAAUUAUAUGUUGAGAAAUUAAAUGAUAUAAUUUCUUUCCAA
Molecule: messenger RNA, 1696 nt
Organism: Varanus komodoensis (Komodo dragon)
Lineage: Eukaryota; Metazoa; Chordata; Lepidosauria; Squamata; Varanidae
Gene: CSRP2
Product: cysteine and glycine rich protein 2
Exons: 5
Coding region: 3-584 (193 amino acids)
Biological process (GO): sarcomere organization; muscle tissue development
Cellular component (GO): cytoplasm; nucleus; Z disc
Molecular function (GO): structural constituent of muscle; actinin binding
Source: RefSeq, a predicted model, not a curated record